Cuscuta epithymum is the source of this 2034-nucleotide messenger RNA. Lineage: Eukaryota; Viridiplantae; Streptophyta; Magnoliopsida; Solanales; Convolvulaceae. The record is from the annotation of a GenBank genome assembly.
UACCUCCAAAGAAACGUGUGAAUCACUGAUCACCAAACAAAGGAGAUAGACUUCAUACAUACACUUAAGGUCAUUGUACUCUUCAUCACUUCACAAACCUCAUAAUAGCCAAAAGGUUCUCCCUGAUCAUACAUAUAAAAGUUCAUCCAAAACUUAGCGGAAUUUUUCACUGAACAUAGUCAACAUACAGAAUCUUCAAGGCAAAUAAUGGCCUUAAACAUCUCAAGACUGCCACUAACAAUAAUAAUCCAAAAUGGUAAUUAUUGGUUAAAAAUUCAAAAAUGAUGAAAAAUGAAGAAAUUUUUAAACGACUUUAGUUCCGGACCAAAGUGGUUGUGGUCCGGUCCGGUCUUGGACCGGUGCUCAUGUGUAGUUUACGAAGUACUCAAUAUUGUUGAGAAAAAGGGAAAAUAAAUUUUCGAGCUAUUGAUGCUUCUAAAAUCAUACUUCUGAAUCGAAAGAUUUUGCAAAUACAACUUUCAUCUAUUAAAAUGGAGCAAAAAAUUAAAUUUCCACUAACAUUGAGUUGACUAAGUCACCGUGAUUUACAAUCUCUGAUCGAGGUGUGGGGAUCUUGAGAUCGGGGAUUCAACCUUUCCAGGCAACCUUUAGGAAGAGUGCAAAGUCUGAUAAAAUCACCAUUUCCAUGUUUAUUUCCCUUUUAUCUGUGUAUAUAAUUUUGGUCAACGGUGAAAUCCAUUAUUUCAAAGUGAUAACCCGCUUUGACCUGGUUAAUCCGUGUCCCGAUUUACCGGUCCCGGCAACAUACGAUUUUAUCCGCACCAGCAUCGUAUACUCGGAAAUUCGACGCUGGGAGGAAGGGACAGGGGCUGAAUCAAACAAACUUACCUAUCAAGACAUCAUCAUCGUACUGCUCAAAAUCCCAAUCCUCGUCGAUUGCUAUUAAUGAUGUCCUCGCCGAAAAAGCCGCCGGCGGUGAAAUCCGAACGUCCACCGACGGCGAUCACGCACCAACCCGCCUCCCCUCGCUUUCCAUCCGCGACACCCACCGCGGGGGCACAGCGUAAGAUCGCAAUCGCCGUAGAUCUCAGCGACGAGAGCGCCUACGCCGUGAAGUGGGCAGUACAGAACUACCUCCGGCCGGGCGACGCCGUGAUCCUGCUACACGUCCGACCCACCUCCGUCCUAUACGGCGCCGAUUGGGGAGCCAUCGAUCUGUCCGUCGUGUCGGAGGCCGCGUCCGCCAGCGACGAGGAGUCGCAGCAGAAACUCGAGGACGAUUUCGACAAUUUCACGACCUCAAAGGCGAACGACGUGUCGCAGCCGCUGGUGGAGGCGAAUAUUCCGUUCAAGAUCCAUAUCGUGAAGGAUCAUGACAUGAAGGAGAGGCUCUGCCUGGAGGUGGAGAGGCUUGGGCUGAGCGCUGUAAUAAUGGGUAGCAGAGGAUUCGGAGCUUCCAGGCGAAGUGCUAAAGGGAGGCUUGGGAGCGUCAGCGAUUACUGCGUGCAACACUGUGUGUGUCCUGUUGUUGUGGUGAGAUAUCCAGAUGAUAAAGAUGGGUGUGCGGGUCCCACCAAAGCUGCUGACGAGGAUAUGAUGUGCCUUCACCCUGUGCCUGAGGAAGAAGCCAUUUAUCACGACGCCUCAGACAAAGCUCCAGAUAUGGGGAACACAUCUUGAGAAAACAAAGAUGACAGAUAAGGGAUGUUUAGAAGUGAUGAACAAAAGGCAGUUGGGUUGUGGACUCCUAUGUAAACGCGAGAAACAGAAAUGGUAAUCCGGCGUUCAGUUCUAGCUGGUUAAGUGUGGAGUGAUCGGUUGGCCUUCACCAGCCUGCAUUGUUUUUCAUGUACCAAAGAUAUAUACUUUCCAGACUUGCUUUUCAAAGAUUUCCCCUACCACAUAAGUCAUUUUCUAAACUUUGAAAUGCAGUUUAUGUUUAUAUUGAAUGGCGUUUUGUGGGUUGAUGUUCAAUUAGCCAGUACCUUCAGCAUUAGCUAUGUUCUAUUUUUUUUAGCUAUGUUCUAUAGAUUCAAAAUGCUUUUAUCAAAAUAUAUUGUUUUGUUGCUGGUA